AUGAAGUUGAGUGUUGGAAUAUUUUUUGGAGGCUUCUUUGGAGCUCUUGGGAUUUUGUUUUUUCUGGUUGCUUUUGGGACAGACUAUUGGCUUCUGGCUACAGAAGUUGGGAAGUGUUCUGAAGAUGUGAAUCGCACUAGGGAAGAGAUGAUUAUGUUCCACCAUGAGGGUUUCUUCUGGAGAUGCUGGUUUGAUGGGAAGAUUGAUGAGAAUCCUAGCAGUAUGUUGAAGUUUUGGUACACGAACCAGUCACCUUCUAAAAACUGCACCCAUGCUUAUCUCUCUCCAUUUCCUUUCUUAAGAGAUUCCCAUAACUCAACUACCUAUAAUUCUGCAAUUAUUUACCGUGGUUUCUGGUCAAUUUCCAUGCUCCUUGGAGUGGUCACUGUGGUGGUAGCUAGUUUCUUCAUCAUCUGUGCUGCACCUUUUGGUAGUCACAUCCUCUACAAAAUAGGAGGAGGUUUCUUCAUUGCUGCUGGCAUCCUAUUCUCCCUGGUGGUUGUACUAUAUGUUAUCUGGGUCCAAGCAGUGGCUGAUCUCAAAAACUAUGAAGCUCAGAAGAAAAUUGACUGUUCAAGUUAUUCCAUCUAUGUACGUUAUGGCUGGUCUUUUAUACUGGCUCCAGUUGGAAUAUUUUUUGCUAUGUUUUCUGGCAUGUUGUUCCUCCUGGUAGGACGUACAAUUUAUCUGCAUUCUGAUUAG
Molecule: messenger RNA, 702 nt
Organism: Thamnophis elegans (Western terrestrial garter snake)
Lineage: Eukaryota; Metazoa; Chordata; Lepidosauria; Squamata; Natricidae
Gene: TMEM182
Product: transmembrane protein 182
Exons: 5
Coding region: 1-702 (233 amino acids)
Cellular component (GO): membrane
Source: RefSeq, a predicted model, not a curated record